Molecule: messenger RNA, 2722 nt
Organism: Gadus macrocephalus (Pacific cod)
Lineage: Eukaryota; Metazoa; Chordata; Actinopteri; Gadiformes; Gadidae
Product: spastin-like
Exons: 17
Coding region: 361-2127 (588 amino acids)
Cellular component (GO): microtubule cytoskeleton
Molecular function (GO): ATP binding; ATP hydrolysis activity; microtubule severing ATPase activity
Source: RefSeq, a predicted model, not a curated record
AAACGGUUGAAAACGGUUGUAAAUGCUUUACAUCUAACAGAACGAAUAUUAAGAAAAAAAUGUUUUAAAAAACGAAAGUUUCUAUAGUUUCCGCAUUAAGGAAUCUGUAAUACAAACCUUUACAAUUAUUUGAAUGUACACCGGAAGUGUGUUUGUGCUGGAUGGAGAGACAGCGGCGAGACAGACACAGACAUCAAAGGCACACACUGGUGCAACACCCUCGCCUCGAAGAUUUAUUUGCGAACUAAAUCUCCUGAUCUGGAUUAUUAUAACCGGGUAGGGGACCUGGUGUGGUAGAGACCCCAGACCUGCCAGACCGACAGCAAGUCCCAUUGACAUGGACCUGGUAGAGUCGGAGAGAUGAGCUCCGCAGGCUGGGGAGGGAGAGGCAGGAAAAAGCGGUUGCCUGGUGCGGCACCGUCGGACCGCGAAACCUGCGACCAGACGUCGCUCCUCCAGCGGAGUCUCCACUAUGGAGCUUACCCGCUGCUGGCGGUGCUGUCGCUGCUCCGGCUGCUGGUCGUGCAGCUCAGCGCGAUCCUGCUGUGGCUGUACGGCCGACUGGUCCCUGCCGUGCUCACAGGGAGAACAGCCGGGCACGUGAGCGACCAGCGCGGCGACAGCCAGCAGGUCCAAGACAGCGACAGGGUCUGGAACCACCACAAGCAAGCCUUCGAGUACAUCUCGGUGGCCCUCAGGAUCGACGAAGAGGAGAAAGGCCCCAAGCUGCAGGCUGUAGAGUGGUACAAGCGGGGCAUCGCUGAGCUGGAGAGAGGCAUCUCCGUCGACCUCGGUCCAGGAACAGGGGAGACGACAGAACGAGACAAACGGCUACAGUCCAAAAUGGCCACCAACCUCAUCAUGGCUAACGACAGACUGGAGCUGCUGGCCAAGGUGGUGUCAGGGUCUUCACCUCAAAGAGAUACUUACACCACCAGGACUAACCCCGCCCACCAUAACCCUCACCUGCGCCCAGUUAACAGCGCCGCACCCAAGAAGACUGUGGCUCCCUCAAGCCAGCCCUUGACUCGACCAAAGCCCACCUCCAAGACCUCCGUCGGCCCCACGCCCCCUUCAGCUGCCCACCGAGCCCCCGCACACCACAGCAAUAAGGUGGGGGACCGGGCCCCCCCACACAACCACAGCAAUAAGGUGAAAGCAGGAAGUGGUCGUAAAGCGGGCAUCCUGAAGGCCCCGCCCCCGAAGAGAGACGUGAGGAACCUGAGGAAUGUAGACCCCAAGAUGGCCGACCUCAUCCUCAACGAGGUCGUCCACAGCGGCGUGUCUGUGCGGUUUGAUGACAUCGCUGGACAGGAAGUAGCUAAACAGGCACUGCAGGAGAUCGUGAUCCUCCCUGCCCUCCGACCCGAGUUGUUUACGGGGCUCCGGUCCCCGGCCAGGGGCCUCCUGCUGUUCGGACCCCCGGGAAACGGCAAGACCAUGCUGGCUAAAGCCGUUGCCAUGGAGUCCAAUGCUACCUUCUUCAACAUCAGCGCUGCGAGCUUAACAUCCAAAUAUGUUGGCGAGGGAGAGAAGCUGGUCAGAGCCAUGUUCGCCGUGGCCAGAGAGCUCCAGCCCUCCGUCAUCUUCAUCGAUGAGGUGGACAGCCUGCUGUGUGAGAGGAGGGAAGGCGAGCAUGACGCCAGCCGACGGCUGAAGACAGAGUUCCUGCUGGAGUUUGACGGGGUCCAGUCUGGUCAGGAUGAGCGGCUCCUGGUGAUGGGGGCCACUAACCGGCCUCAGGAGCUGGACGAAGCGGUGCUCAGGCGUUUUGCCAAGCGUGUGUAUGUGGCGCCCCCUACUGAGCAGACUCGCUUCUUACUCCUGAAGACGCUGCUGGGUAGCCAUGGCAACCCACUGAGUCAGAAGGAGCUCAAACACCUGGCCAGACUCACCUUGGGAUACUCAGGAAGUGACCUCACCGCAUUGGCUAAAGACGCCUCGCUGGGACCAAUCAGGGAGUUGAGACCGGACCAGGUGAGGAACAUGGCCGCCCGCGAGGUGAGGAACAUGCGUUGUGAGGACUUCCUGGAGUCCCUGAAGAAGAUCCGGAGCAGCGUGGCUCCUCAGACUCUGGAGAUGUACGCUCGCUGGAACGCAGAGUACGGGGACACCUCCAGCUGCUAACACACACGCACACACACACACACGCACACGCACACGCACACGCACACACACACGCACACACCCCUUUCUGAUAAGACCAAGACUGUUUCUACAAACAAUUCACGCGGAGAGACCUGCAUAUUGACCUGCGACCCCAGUCAGGUGGACAACAGGAAGCAGUGCCUUACAAGCUGAUGGUGCUGCCCUCUGCUAGCCUCCCUGGAUAACAUACUGGACACCACUUGUAGCUGGUGACCUUUGCCCUCAGGACAUCCUCAGGUUGCAGAGCUCAUAACUGCCGAAAGAGACGAGAUGAGACCACUCUGUGUUAGGGUCCAGUUCGGUUGCUCUGUGUUGGGGUCCAGCCAAGAGUCGCUGUGUGGUAGUGUCCAGUCCUGUUGCUCUCUGUUGGCCCAGAGUCGUUCUAUGUUAGGGUCCGGUUCGGUUGCUCUGUGUUGGGGUCCAGCCCAGAGUGUGCUGUGUUGGGGUCCGGUUCGGUUGCUCUGUGUUGGGGUCCAGCCCAGAGUCACAAAUUAAAAGUCACCUUUACUCUACUGUAGCUUCUCAAAGUAAGUCUCCAUUGGUUUUACCUUCAAAUAAAAAAUGCACUAGUGAA